UUUUUAGAAAGAUGAGUCAGCGUUAUCCGUCUUCGACGACAGCUACUCCUCAACGUCGACCACUGAACCCGGAGAAUGUUCCAAAUGUUUUUCUUGGCGUCGCGAUUCAGAUUGCUCGAAAGUUCCUUUUUAUCGAUCCGAGGAGAAAAGCGCUGGCAUGCUUAGCAUUCGUUUCGCUCCUUUCAAUGAUUGGCUCUUUUAUCACUCUCGAUGAUAGUUACUAUCUCGUCCAAAAGCACAGUAUCCUUAACCAAUACGGGGUGAAACUAGGAUGGAUGUGGACGUGUUUUGCUGUAGGACCCUUUAUAUGGUUUGCUUCAAGGGCGCAUCAUAGGGAUAAAGACAAAUCCGUCAUUGACAUACUGCGACUCGCAGUGGCCACAGGCGUCUGGUAUAUCAGCGUGGGAUUAUUCCAUCGCAUAACAGAAUGGACUUCAAGAUGUGAUUUGAGCGUGCGUUAUUCGCGUAUGCUAUGCAAGGAAAAGGGAGGAGUAUGGAUACCCGGUUUUGAUGUUUCUGGUCAUUGUUUCCUGUUGAUUUACAGUAUGCUAGUCAUGGCAGAAGAGGCUAACGCAUUCCGCGAAUGGCAUCAAGUCGCCCAUCGCGAUGAUGAUGCUGGUAGAUCAGCUUUACCUACACCUCUCAUUCAAACCAUCACAGUUUUGUUUUGCUUCAUGCAUUCCUUAGUAGAUUUCCCUCUUAAUAUAGUGUGCUUGCACAGAAGGGUUGUUUACGUCAACAUGCUAAGCACUGUUAAUGCGGUUUUCGUCUAUUUCGUUACCUGCAGGCUGGUGGCAAGGGCCUCUAUGCUCUCACCAAGAAUCCAGGAUGGGGACGUUUUACUGUUCCUUGUGGCGAGAAAUCAAAAAACAAAACAAAACAAAGAUGGACAUACUACUGCUGAGUAUACUUGGGACCGAAUCGAAUGA
This is a messenger RNA of Cylicocyclus nassatus, 929 nucleotides long. The record is from the annotation of a GenBank genome assembly. Lineage: Eukaryota; Metazoa; Nematoda; Chromadorea; Rhabditida; Strongylidae.